GAAUCUUGAUCUGCUUCACUCCUCCUCCACCUCGGGUCGGGUCGGGUGCUCCUGUUGGUCUCUGGUUUCUAGUAUUGUCAACCGUACACUUCGCUCGGGUGCUAUUUACAGCAUGUGCGUUGCAGAGAGUAGUACUAGGCACUGUGCCACGUACUCGCGCAACGGGCGCGGUAGCUUCUCGUGAAGGUUAGCUUAAGGGCGUUCAUUCAUUCGUUCAAACCGAGGUGACAUUUGAGUCUUGCAAGACUUCACUCAAACGUUUUCACUCAUAAGUUAUCUCGAGAACGCUAGCUGCAGGACGUUCUUUCAAGCCUUCCGCCAUUUCAAGCUUGAGUCAAGCUGCUUCGCCAUUACGUUCCAUCCUUCGAACACAUGUCUCCGUCGUUAGACAUAGAAUAGUCGUUGUGCUCGCAUCUGUGUCUCGUUUUCUUGAUUCUUCCCUUUCUUUCCGCCCUCGGGAGUGCGGCUCUUGGCAUACUGCUUCGGUUUAAAGUGCCCCGAUAUUGUAGUCCGCGCGUAGUGUGGCCCUACGAUGAAAUCAAACGACGAACUGCUGCUUUCCCCAAUCAGUCCAACUUCGAGGCUCCGAAAAAUGGUUGAAAACUCCUCCGGUUUCGCGUACCCCGCGCUCCGAAUCGCUUUCAUUAUUAUCACACUCGCGCUGCUGUGCCUUUUCGGCACGCACGAGUACUACGAGGUGCAAGAGCAGAUAAAAGAAUUCUACGACGAAAUCGAGAAAGCGCCGUGUAACAACACCGCGAUACUGUACAUUUCCCGAUCGAAAUAUUUCUUCUGCCCGAUAACGCCCUCCGCGGCCGCGGAGGCCGCUGCGGAGAGGGCGGAAGCGGGACUUGCAGCGGCAAGGGCGGCGAACCAACCGUCAGAAAGCAGCGACACGUCAGCUGCGGGCGAUGAGCAGGAAGAGCCCGAGCCGCCACGCGACGGGUGCGACGAAGCGUGGGAGUGGUUCACCGACGCCAGCGGCGGCGGCGGUGACGGUGGAAACGGCGGCGGCGGUGACGGCGGGAAUACCGGCGAGGAGCCCACCUCGGGGCGGCGCGGAAGAAAGCUCCCCCAGACCCGGCGACGCGCGAAACGGACGACGGCGGAUUACGACGCGAACGACCCCAGCGGCGUUGACUUCGACGACCGGAAUCCGUCCACGUACCCGUCCACGUCGACUCGCGCAUCGAGCAUUCCGCGGCGCGAACGCGGGAAGAACUGCAAAGCGGAGUGGGUUACUUAUUCCACCUUUUCCGCCGUGGGACUUAAUCGUCUUGCUGACGUCACCAGCAUGAUUGACUUGCCGCUUUCCGUCGUCGGCUUGCAUCAGCCGUGGAACGGAUUCCGUCCGCGUCUGGUAGCGGUGCUCGAGUACGUCCAAAGUCUGCCGCCCGACCGCAUCAUCAUCGCUACAGACGCGCUGGAUGUAACACCCGUACCGUCCUGUACCGCCGACCGUAUCAUCUCGGCGUUUCUGAGUUUCAACGCGCCGAUCGUGUUCGGCGCAGAACCGUACUGCUUCCCGGAUCGGCUCGAGGAUAAAUAUCCGCCGCUGCCGCCGGAAGCGGCGGCGGUUGACUCGCAGUUUAAGUACCUCAACGCGGGGACGUAUGUAGGGUACGCGUGGGCAGUUAUUGCUGCGCUUAAAGCCGCUUUAGCGAACCCCGUUAGUUGGUUUGACGAUCAGAGGGAGUACACCCGGCUAUUCUUAAACCAAACGCAGCUUCUGCCGUUUAUAUCCCGAUGGGAGGACGAGCAGCAGCGCAGCUUGCGGUGGCGAUUGCGACGCGAAUGGCGGUUCGACGACAAAAUCUGGAAGUGGCGGCGCGUGGUUAAGACCAUGCAGGCGCGACUCGCGGCGCGGCCCGUCAUAGUUCUAGACCACAUGAACGGGCUGAUCCAGAACCUUUUAGGCACGAAGGACGAGGAUUAUGAGAUAGUGGAUUUAAGGGACGUGCAACAGCAGCAGCUACAAGACUGGCAGCAGCAGCAGCAGCGAGGGGAAGAACCGAACAACCCUAGCGGUGGCGGCGGCGGCGGCGGCGGCGGCGGAGGCAGCAUCAGUGGCAGGCAAGCGCAGCCGUUUCCCCCGCUUCUCCCCCUGACGCCCCUCCCCCGGUGGCCGCCCGCCCUCCACUUAGGCUUGCGCAACAGGAACACGGGGGGGUUCCCCUGCCUCCUGCACGAGCAGGGGGAGAAAUUUAAUAUUUCGCUGCCCGUGCUACAGCUGCUGAUCAAGCUACAGAUUGACGAGGCACGGGCAGGCAAGGGGUAUAUUUCCUGGUGGCGGGCUGGGUGGUUACAUAGAGUGGGCAAGUAUAAGAUUUGAAGUGACUUUAGAGUGUAUAAUUUCAAGUUACCCGUUCUACAGCUGCUCGUCAGUCAAGGGUACAUGGACGAGGUGAGGGGAUGCCAAGGGUACAUUUCCUGGUGGCGGGCUGGGUGGCUUUGGGCAGGAAUAAGACAGUGAAUUCUGGGUGUAGAAGUCAAAUUACCCAUGCUACGGGUGCUGGUGUGGCGACAGAUUGAGGGGGAGGGGGGGGGUGGGGGGGGGGUUAGGCAGUGGUUACAUUUAGUGGUUGAGCACAGGGGGGUUGUAUUUGAAGUAGCGGGACUACUGUGCAAGGAGCAGAGGGCAAAGACGCAUGGGUGAGGGAGCAUCUGGCGGUAGUAAGCUGGCUGAUGGCACUACUGGUGGUGGCUGCACAGACUGACAAGUAUUGAGACCCAUGGAAGGGAGCAGUGGGCAAGCACUGCUAGGCAAGGGGGCAGAGGCUACAUAUAUUAUAUAGUCUUGUGCUGCAUACUUGUAUUUGGCUGAAAUAGACUAGUUGAAACUGU
This is a messenger RNA of Closterium sp. NIES-67, 2844 nucleotides long. Lineage: Eukaryota; Viridiplantae; Streptophyta; Zygnematophyceae; Desmidiales; Closteriaceae. The record is from the annotation of a GenBank genome assembly.